Messenger RNA from Exophiala dermatitidis NIH/UT8656, 1104 nucleotides. RefSeq names its product ribosome-interacting GTPase 1. NCBI's taxonomy places the organism in Eukaryota, Fungi, Ascomycota, Eurotiomycetes, Chaetothyriales, Herpotrichiellaceae. The transcript has 3 exons. The coding region runs from base 1 to 1104 and encodes 367 amino acids. The record is from RefSeq and is a predicted model, not a curated record. Gene Ontology annotation, cellular component: cytoplasm. Gene Ontology annotation, biological process: cytoplasmic translation. Gene Ontology annotation, molecular function: GTP binding; GTPase activity.
AUGGCGACCACGGUGGACAAGAUCAAGGAGAUCGAGGCCGAAAUGGCUCGGACUCAGAAAAACAAGGCCACAUCCUUCCAUUUGGGCCAGCUCAAAGCCAAAUUGGCAAAAUUGAAGAGGGAGCUGUUGACGCCUUCAUCAUCUGGCGGCGGCGGCGGCAGUGGGUUCGAUGUCGCCAGAACUGGAGUGGCUUCGGUUGGCUUCAUCGGCUUCCCAUCUGUGGGCAAAUCGACCCUGAUGAGUCGCUUGACGGGGCAACAUUCAGAAGCCGCUGCUUACGAAUUUACCACCCUGACCACGGUCCCUGGACAGGUCAUGUACAACGGCGCCGCUAUUCAAAUGCUGGACCUGCCGGGUAUUAUUCAGGGAGCCAAGGACGGUAAAGGUCGUGGACGGCAGGUCAUUGCCGUGGCGAAGACUUGCCAUUUGAUCUUCAUUGUUCUUGAUGUGAACAAGCCUCUCACGGACAAACGCAUCAUCGAAGCUGAGCUUGAAGGUUUCGGUAUCCGUAUCAACAAGGAGCCCCCCAACAUCGUCUUCAAGAAGAAAGACAAGGGGGGUCUGAACAUCACCAGCACGGUUCCACUUACCCACAUUGACCACGACGAGAUCAAGGCUGUAAUGGCCGAGUAUCGCAUCUCUUCGGCCGACAUUGCAAUUCGAUGCGAUGCCACCAUUGACGACCUCAUUGACGUUCUUGAGGCAAAGAGCAGGAGUUACAUUCCCGUCAUCUACGCUCUGAACAAGAUUGACUCCAUCUCGAUCGAAGAAUUGGACUUGCUCUACCGGAUUCCGAAUGCCUGUCCCAUAAGCUCCGAACAUGGCUGGAACAUCGACGAGCUGCUGGAGCUGAUGUGGGAGAAAUUGCAAUUAAGGCGGAUUUACACCAAGCCCAAGGGCAAGCAACCCGAUUAUUCUACCCCGGUGGUUUUGAGGAAGAACGCUUCAACCGUGGAAGACUUUUGCAAUGCCAUCCACAAGACUAUUGUCGAACAAUUCAAACAUGCCAUCGUCUACGGUCGCUCCGUCAAACAUCAGCCUCAACGUGUGGGUCUGACCCAUGAGUUGGCCGAUGAGGAUAUUGUGACCAUCAUCAAAAAAUAA